AUCUUUAGAUGUAUGGACUAAGUUGUUGACCAUUGCAUUUGCAAUCUUCCUUCUUUUUUCUCUUAUUUCCCCGCUCAUCUCUCUCUCCCCCGACUUGCGCACAGUGGAUCACGGAAAAACCUUUCCCCCUUAACCACCCCGUGACGGUGUUUAAACCGGUUCCGGUUCAAUCAAGCCAGAUUCAGUUCUGCCAUGGUGGAAGGAGGAGGAAGAAGAAGAAGAUCCUUUAUCUCCUUUGAACUCGCUCUCCUCUCACUCUUCCUCUGCCUCUCCAUCGCCUCUCCCCGCGCUCUCCCUGAUUCGGAUCUGAAUCUGUUAGAAGAAACCGUCGGCAACUCCUCCUCCGACGCAGCAUAUCUCAACGCUUCUUCUCUUGGUAAACCCAAGGAAGGUAGCUUCGCCGACAUCAUCGAUCGCGCUCUCGAAAAGGAGUUCAACGAAAGCGAUCAGACUGAAGUGGCUGAUCCUGGAAGCUUCAACAACAGUGUAGCUGGACAGCAGGCUGUUCUGGAAACUGUAGCCAGAGUAAAAACAACCAAGAAAAAUGAGACGAAAGAAGACAAGCAUUUUCAACUCCAUGAUGUUUUCAACCUGGACAAUGAUAACAGAGCUGAGGACACACCUACUCUGAUUGAUCGAAAAGACAAUGUCUUCAUCAUAUCCAAUUUCAAAUCGAAAUAUCCAGUACUGCAGCUAGACUUGAGACUGAUAUCAGACCUGGUGGUUGUCAUUGUAUCUGCAACUUGUGGUGGUAUCGCCUUUGCUUGUGCUGGACAGCCGGUGAUAACUGGAUAUUUGCUAGCAGGAUCUAUCAUCGGGCCUGGAGGAUUGAACUUAAUCAGUGAGAUGGUCCAGGUUGAAACAGUCGCCCAGUUUGGUGUGGUAUUCUUGCUCUUUGCAUUGGGUCUAGAGUUCUCCACUGCUAAGCUUCGAGUUGUUCGAUCAGUUGCUGUUCUGGGAGGCCUUCUUCAAAUUCUUCUUUUUAUGUUCUUGUGCGGAAUCACAGUGUCGUUAUGUGGUGGUAAACGGUCGGAGGGGGUAUUUGUAGGAGCAUUUUUGUCAAUGUCAUCAACUGCAGUGGUGCUGAAGUUUCUCAUGGAGAAAAAUUCAACUAAUUCUCUUCAUGGCCAAGUUACAAUUGGAACCCUUAUUCUUCAGGACUGUGCUGUGGGUUUGUUGUUUGCUUUGCUUCCAGUUCUUGGUGGAAAUUCUGGCAUUGUUGAGGGAAUGUUGUCAAUGGCAAAAGUGGCGGUUGUGUUACUUUCGUUUUUGGCUGUUCUGUCAAUAUUAUCACGGACAUGUAUUCCUUGGUUGCUGAAGUUAAUGGUCAGCUUAUCAUCACAGACAAAUGAACUCUAUCAGUUAGCAGCGGUUGCGUUUUGUCUACUCGUAGCCUGGUGUAGUGAUAAGCUGGGAUUAAGUCUUGAACUAGGUUCUUUUGCCGCAGGGGUCAUGAUAUCAACUACGGAUCUCGCUGAACAUACAUUGGAGCAAAUCGAACCCAUCCGUAAUUUGUUUGCUGCACUUUUCCUAGCCAGCAUUGGGAUGUUAAUUAAUGUCCAUUUUCUGUGGACCCAUGUGGAUAUACUGUUAGCCUCUGUGAUAUUAGUAAUCAUCAUAAAGACAACGAUAGUGACAAUAGUUGUCAAGGGAUUUGGAUACAACAACAAGACAGCUCUGCUGGUUGGAUUAUCUCUGGCUCAGAUAGGGGAGUUUGCCUUUGUACUACUUAGCCGUGCCUCCAAUCUUCACCUUAUCGAGGGGAAACUCUACUUGCUUCUCCUGGGGACAACCGCUCUUAGCCUGGUUACAACACCACUGGUUUUCAAAGUGAUCCCAGCGGUUGUGCAUCUUGGAGUACUGUUAAGAUGGUUUUCUCCAGACUCUUCUGUAGAGAAAGGAGAAAUAGUAAGAUCAGAAAGCGGUAAACAGCGUAUGAUACUGAUGUCACGCCAAUCCCACAACUCCUGAGAAGAAAGAUUUGUGGAGAAGAGUGGUGUCAUGCUUGCUUCUCCACCAAUUUUGACAAAAAAAAAAAAGAGAGUCUAUUGUUUGCUUCCUGCCCUGCCCUCACUUGUAAUUAGUAUUGUUUGAUUUUUUAUUUUGCCCCUUGAUUGUAAUCUGAUUAAAAAAAAAAUUCAAUCAGUAUUUCUUAUCACGAUACCAGAAACUGGCCAUUUUUUUUGUUGUAAUCAUAUAACUCUCUAAUUCUCUAA
Brassica oleracea var. oleracea is the source of this 2216-nucleotide messenger RNA. RefSeq names its product K(+) efflux antiporter 6. Bases 193 to 1971 code for a protein of 592 amino acids. The transcript is spliced from 20 exons. Gene Ontology annotation, cellular component: membrane. NCBI's taxonomy places the organism in Eukaryota, Viridiplantae, Streptophyta, Magnoliopsida, Brassicales, Brassicaceae. Gene Ontology annotation, molecular function: potassium:proton antiporter activity. The record is from RefSeq and is a predicted model, not a curated record. Gene Ontology annotation, biological process: potassium ion transmembrane transport; proton transmembrane transport.